AUGUGCUGCAACUACUACGGGAACUCCUACGGGGGCUGUGGCUACGGCUGUGGCUAUGGCUCUGGCUAUGGCUGUGGCUAUGGCUCUGGCUAUGGAUCCAGAUAUGGCUGUGGCUAUGGCUCUGGUUAUGGCUGUGGAUAUGGCUCUGGGUACGGUUGUGGCUAUGGCUCUGGCUAUGGCUGUGGCUAUGGCUCUGGCUAUGGCUGUGGCUAUGGAUCUGGCUAUGGCUGUGGCUACGGCUCUGGCUACGGCUGUGGCUAUGGCUGUGGCUAUGGAUCUGGCUAUGGCUCUGGCUAUGGCUGUGGCUACGGCUCUGGGUAUGGCAGUGGCUGCUGUACCUUCCGACCAUGCUGCUACCGACGAUGCUAUUCCACUUGCUGCUAGAACAUGCCCCAUUCAUCAUCUCUACACUCCAGUGAGGAUUGGACACCUCCUGUUUUUACAUCCAAGUCUUGUUGUUAUGGAGGAAGUAGGAAUGCGUCCAUUGUGGGACCUGAACACGGAAGACGUGAUUGUGAAUGCGUUCCCAAUGUCCUCGCUCGGCUUAUCUACCCUAUGAAGUUGUGUUGUCCUGGAACACAAAUACGCCUGAGUUGGAAGAAAUUAUUCUUUUUCAAUAAACAAACUUGAUGUGA
Molecule: messenger RNA, 635 nt
Organism: Myotis daubentonii (Daubenton's bat)
Lineage: Eukaryota; Metazoa; Chordata; Mammalia; Chiroptera; Vespertilionidae
Product: keratin-associated protein 6-2-like
Exons: 1
Coding region: 1-384 (127 amino acids)
Source: RefSeq, a predicted model, not a curated record